Messenger RNA from Paramecium tetraurelia, 1650 nucleotides. RefSeq lists its product as uncharacterized. Lineage: Eukaryota; Ciliophora; Oligohymenophorea; Peniculida; Parameciidae. The transcript has 4 exons. Gene Ontology annotation, molecular function: kinase activity. The record is from RefSeq and is a predicted model, not a curated record. Gene Ontology annotation, biological process: ubiquinone biosynthetic process.
AUGUUACCCUUCAUAUCAAGCUUAAUUAGAAAAAAGGAAUUUUAAGAUUUUGCAGGAGUAUGUAGAGGUAUCUACAGAGUAGUUGAUGGAGUCAAUUAACCUUAAUUAAUUAAAGAUAAUCUAAUAGAUCAAUUCAAAUAGGAAAAAUAGACCACUCCAAUAAAUGAAAAAAGAGAAACAAUCAAAAAGCCAGAAUAAGAAUAAUAGUAACCAACUCCAUAAAUCUAAAACAAAAUAAAUGAGUAAAUUAAAGAUACCCAUUAAAGGAAAGGUAAAGAAUAAGAUCAAUAAAGCAAUGAUUAGUAAUCUUAAAUUCCUUCUCCCCCUCCUAUCAAUAAAUAAUUUACUGAAAAUAAAGUGCCUUAAACAGCAAUUGGAAGAGUGUAUGAAUUUGGAGCUUUAGGAGUUAGUUUGGCAACUAAUGCAAUGAAAACGAUGGUCACUCAAUAAAAUGUGUCCUUUAGAUAAGCAUUGGUAAGUGAGGAGAAUGCCUCUCUCUUGGCCAAAGGUCUUUGCAAAAUGAGAGGAGCCCCCUUGAAACUGGCUCAAGCUUUAAGUAUUCAAGAGGACGAAGUCAUUCCAAAACAUAUUCGAUAGGCUUUUGAAUAAGCUAGGUAGAAUGCUGAUAUCAUGCCGUAAAAGUAACUAGAGAAAAUGCUCAAAUAAGAGUUAGGCAGUGAUUGGACUAGCAAAUUCAAAGAAUUCGAACUCAAGCCCUUUGCUGCUGCUUCGAUUGGACAAGUACAUGAAGCCAUUACAACAUAAGGAAGACGGGUAGCUGUCAAAAUUCAAUAUCCGGGAGUGAAGGAAGCCAUAGAUAGUGAUUUAAACAAUCUGAAAAGACUAAUGGAAUAUACUAACUUGUUUCCUAAGACUAUGUUCUUAGAUAAAUUGAUCGCCAAUACUAGAAAGGAAUUGCAUGAGGAAUGUGAUUAUAAAAUAGAAGCUGCAAAAUAAAUUAAUUAUAGAAAGUUAUUUGGAAAUCAAUCUGAAUUUGCCAUUCCUGAAGUGCUUAGCGAUUUAUCAACAACCAGAAUCUUGACUGCAGAAUACUUAUAUGGAGACACAAUUGAUUUUGCAGCUGAAAAUUACCCUCAACAUUUGAGAAAUGAAAUAGGGAGAAGAGUGAUGAGUCUAACGCUCUAAGAACUAUUUAAAUUUAGAACCAUGCAGACAGAUCCAAAUCCUUCCAACUUCUACUUUGAUAGACACAAAAAUAAGUUGAUCCUACUUGAUUUUGGAGCAGUUCAUGAAUAUACUAAACCCUUUAUGGAUAACUACAUCGGAGUCAUCUAUGCUGCCACCAUUUUGGAUAGAAAGGAGUGUUUGCAACGAUCUGUUGAUCUAGGGUUUUUGACUGGUGAAGAAAGCAUCAGAAUGAAGGAAGCCCAUGUAGAUUCUAUCAUAUGUGUUGGAGAACCAUUUAGACAUCAAGGGGAGUUCGAUUUUGGAGAACAGUAGAUGACCAAAAAGAUAUAUGAACUUAUGCCAGUUAUGCUUAAGUAUCGAAUGAGACCUCCACCUCCUGAGAUCUAUUCAUUGCACAGGAAAUUGUCAGGAGCAUACUUAAUGAAUAUGAGACUAAAAACUAAGGUUAAUUGCAGAGACAUAUUUAUGAAUCUUUAUGAAUAAUAUAUAAAACUAUAAUGA